Molecule: messenger RNA, 3178 nt
Organism: Apus apus (common swift)
Lineage: Eukaryota; Metazoa; Chordata; Aves; Apodiformes; Apodidae
Gene: HIC2
Product: HIC ZBTB transcriptional repressor 2
Exons: 4
Coding region: 495-2207 (570 amino acids)
Biological process (GO): regulation of transcription by RNA polymerase II
Cellular component (GO): nucleus
Molecular function (GO): RNA polymerase II cis-regulatory region sequence-specific DNA binding; DNA-binding transcription factor activity, RNA polymerase II-specific; protein binding
Source: RefSeq, a predicted model, not a curated record
UCUUCUUCUUCCCCCUCUUUCUCUCCUCUCUCCCUCGCUCUCUCUUCUUCUUUUUUUCAUUUUGGCUUCUAUUCAAAUGUGGGUCAGGGGUGAGCGGCUCCCAACGUCACAAGCUUGCAAGAUGGCGCUGGGAGGAAGGCUGUGAGAUGAGGAACAGGCUGGUAUAAACCGAGAGGACAGGAGAGGGAGAGGAGGAGGAGAGGGGAAGGGGAAGAAAAGCUGCUGCUCCAGAUGCAAUAAGAAGGGAGCUAUUCUGUACUGAAUCAGCAUGGGAUAGAGUGCGUAGAAGACGUUCAGACCAAGCACAGCUAGCGCGUCCCUGCUGGUUCUCCAUUCUGCAUCUGUGCAGCCACGUUCUAUUGAUGGCCUGUUGUGAUUUCAAUGGAACAUCAUGGGAUGUACCUGGCACGUCGGGCAGCACUGGAUGGAGGUGCCUUUAGCCCAAUGUACCUGGCAUGGUAGUAAGGUGAAGGUGAAAGGAAGAGAAGGUGGAGAUGGAACUGCCAAAUCAUGCCAAACAACUGCUACUGCAGCUGAACCAGCAACGAGCCAAAGGUUUCCUCUGUGAUGUGAUCAUUGUGGUAGAAAAUGCCCUGUUCCGUGCCCAUAAAAACAUCCUGGCAGCCAGCAGCAUGUAUUUCAAAUCCCUUGUCCUGCAUGACAACCUGAUUAACUUAGACACGGACAUGGUGAACCCCACUGUGUUCCGGCAGAUCUUGGACUUUAUUUAUACUGGUAAGCUCUUAACGACUGACCAGCCUGGUGAACAGAACUUUAAUGCUCUCCUCACCGCAGCAAGCUACCUCCAACUGCCUGACCUGGCAGCUCUCUGCAGAAAGAAGCUGAAGCGGAACGGCAAGUCCUUUGCUGGCAAGGCCGGUGGCCUUGGUGUCGGGAGAUCUGCCAGGAGUCAAAGACUUUCCACUGCUUCGGUCAUCCAAGCUCGCUAUUCAGGGUCAAAUGAGGGGUUGAAGGGCUCACACUCAAAGGAGCUGUCAAAGGGAAAGCUCUCCGAUGAUGAGGUCUUCAUCAGCAGCUCCAACCAAGAGAACUGUCACUCCUUAAGCAGGGGAGCCAGUAAGAAUGGCGCCGGGGGCAGCAGUGCGAAUGGGAGCACUGGCGACCAGGAGCUAGGCCUCGAUCUGUCCAAAAAAAGCCCGUCACUCCCUGCUGCAGCCUCCCAUGAUGACACGCAGCACAGCGAAAGCCAGCAUGGCUCUCCCCAAUCUGCCUCAGCCCCCGCAGCCAACAGUGCCUCAUCGUUCGACGAGUCUGGAGUCGGAGCCCCUCACAGCAUGGCAGACAGCAGUGACCCCAUGGAGAUGGAUCUGAGCGAAGAGUGCCACCACUCGCUGACGGAAGGCAGCCAGCGCAAGGGCCUCCGGCAUUCGUCCCGCAAGAAGGAGUGGAUCAAGAAAGAUAAUGCCUUUGACCGAAAGGAGGGGGGCAAAGACAGGGACGAGGGCGAAGGGCUGCCCAAUGGUAUCCUGCUGGGGUCCUUGUCCAAGUCCGUGGAGCGGAGUCUGGCUGGGGCCUAUGGUGCAGACCUACCCUACCCGUGUAAGGAAGAGGUGGAAAAUGGUAAGGAGAACAGUGACGACAGUGGCCAGAGUGAGAGCGAGAGCGGCGGGCAUACUAGUGCCAACUAUGUCUACCGGCAGGAGGGGUUUGAGCCAGUGGCCUACGGUGACAACCUGUAUGUCUGUAUCCCCUGUGGCAAAGGCUUCCCCAGCUCUGAGCAGCUCAAUGCCCAUGUGGAGACGCACACCGAGGAAGACCUUUACAUCAAGGAGGAAGGCACAUACGGCGGCAAAGAUGAAGCUGAGGAUUUGUCAAACCCCAACCAGUCAUACGCCGCGGAAUCCAGACCCUUCAAGUGUUCAGUGUGUGAGAAGAGCUACAAGGAUCCAGCCACGCUGCGGCAGCACGAGAAGACUCACUGGCUUACGCGGCCCUUCCCUUGCAACAUCUGCGGCAAGAUGUUCACACAGCGGGGCACCAUGACACGGCACAUGCGCAGCCACUUGGGGCUCAAGCCCUUUGCUUGCGAGGAAUGCGGGAUGCGCUUUACCCGGCAGUACCGACUGACAGAGCAUAUGCGUGUCCACUCAGGAGAAAAACCUUACGAAUGUCAACUGUGUGGUGGGAAAUUCACCCAGCAGCGCAACCUGAUCAGCCACCUGCGAAUGCAUACCUCUCCCACAUAAGCCAAAGACUCCAGAAUGAGCUUCGAGCCCAUCCGCAGUGAUUUACCUUUCUGUAGACUUGCUGCUUAAAAAAAAAAAGAAAAAAGAAAAAAAAAACAGACAAAAAAGGGGGCAACUCCCCAUACUCUGUUCAGUCAUGGGAGGCCUAAACAAAUGUAGCUUUAACAUUAAAAAAAAAAAAGUUCCUUUUUUCCCUUUUUUUUUUUUAAAAAAAGAAAGGUCCACAGCCAAGCUGAUGCAUUUAGCCCAACUCUCCCUCCAAAUCCUGGUGAUCUGGCAAGAAAUGACACUUCUUUUUGCGCACAUUUACUUGAUUGCCGUAUCGAUUAUCUGGAACACGUAGGGGGAUCAUAGGGAGCUUUCAGCCUCUGCUGGCUCCCCCCCGCUACUUCUCUCUUUAUGUUACUGUCACCCUACUCACCACCUCUCUUUAAACCAAACUCAGUAGGGGCAUUUCUUGCCAUUAAAAAGAGAAUCCAGUACACCUUUUCAGUGGCCUAAGUAGCUGUGAAAUAACAUAGCAUUGCAUUCACAAGCGCAGAAGCUCUGGCCGUGGACCAUCUCACAGGGUUGUCAGCCCCUUCAGAUACUGUGGGAAAGCCAUAGUUGUGGUGGAAUCCAUCACCAUUCCUCUGGGCUGGCGAUGAUGGGGAGAGUGCACUAGCCCAAGAACUUCACUUAAAGAAACGGCGAUGCCUCCCUUACCAUCCCUGCCUCUUUAGGUUUUGAUCUUUAUCCUUGGCACAUGGAACCACAUGCCACCUUUUCCCACAAAACACCAACCUCUCCUGCCUUACCCAUGACUGAACAGGGACUGGAUGCCCUGGGAAUUUCUUUCAGUGAGCAGGGGGUCGUCUUUACUUUUCUAGUAGUUUCGUAUUAAUAUUCUUUGCUUAGAGGUACUUGUUUUAUUAAAGGAAAAACCAUUGUAACGUUUAUGUGAAUGUUUGAACUGGAAGGUCUGAGGUUAA